This is a messenger RNA of Paramecium octaurelia, 1219 nucleotides long. NCBI's taxonomy places the organism in Eukaryota, Ciliophora, Oligohymenophorea, Peniculida, Parameciidae. The record is from the annotation of a GenBank genome assembly.
UUAAAAUAGAAAUGGGUAAUUGCUAGGCAUGUAUGAAUGAUCCAUAAAAUUUAAAUGAAUAUGGUACUCAUUAAAAUGCUAAACAAACAUCUUUGCAUUCAAUAGUUAGAAGAUCUUAGCCUUUUUCGAAAGCCUCAUUGGCAGAGAUUGUGAAUACUUCUUAACACUAAUUGAGAACAAGUCAAAAACCAUCAAUUAAUAUUUAAAAAGAGGCCUCACUAUCAAUGGUUGGUAAUGGUGUUGACAGUUAAAAAUAAAAAACUAAUUCUGAACAAUUAAUUUCAGUGCAUUGUCCCAUAGCAUAAUUAGCAUAACCUUGGGGUAGACCAGCAAGCGAAUUAUAAAACUUGAUUGGUCCCAAAGUUAAAAUGGUCCUUAGUAAAUUAAAAGAAUACUAGUAUACAAGAGGUGAUGAUCCAGAGGCAGUUCACUUGGAACCAUAAAUAUUUGAAUAAGGGAUGGUUUACGAUGGUUAAUGGAAAUAUGGAUUAAGACAAGGUCGAGGUAUGGAAUUACUUAAAUAUGUCAGGUAGACAAGUUUGGAGGGAAGGCAGUUAUUAUGAAGGAUAUUGGAAAAAUAGUUGCGCACAUGGUCAUGGUAGAUUAAUACAUGCAGAUGGAGAUUAUUAUGAAGGUGAAUGGGACAAUGACAAAGGUAAAGAAUAAUAAAUAUAUUAAUAGCACAUGGAUAGGGGAAAUAUGUGCAUGCUGAUGGGGCAAGUUAUGAAGGUUGUUGGAAAGAUGAUAAAUAAGAUGGAUUGGGACAUGAAAUAUGGCCUGAUGGCACAAGUUAUAAAGGAGCUUACAUUUAAAGUAAGAAGGAAGGACAUGGCAUUUUCAAAUGGCCAGAUGGAUCAUAUUAUGAAGGUGAAUUCUUAGAUAAUGCAAUACACGGAAUGGGAACAUAUGUUUGGGGUGAUGGACGAACAUAUAUUGGACAAUGGAGGUAAAAUAAAAUGCAUGGAUUGGGAGAGUUCAAAUGGGCGGAUGGAAGAAGAUAUAAGGGAUCUUAUUAGAAUGAUAAGAAACAGGGUUAUGGGACAUUUGAUUGGCGUAAAUCAGACAUAAUAUUCUUAAAGCUGAUGGAUCCAAGUAUGUAGGAGAAUGGCAUGAUGGCAAACAACAUGGGUUGGGUUCUGUUGUUGAUGAAAAAGGAGAAGAACAUAGAGGCAGAUGGGACAACGGAACAUUAUUGGAAUGGAUUACUUAAAAGGAUUGA